Molecule: messenger RNA, 574 nt
Organism: Penaeus vannamei (Pacific white shrimp)
Lineage: Eukaryota; Metazoa; Arthropoda; Malacostraca; Decapoda; Penaeidae
Source: RefSeq, a predicted model, not a curated record
GAACCGACGGACGGCGGCUGGGCAGCGGAGGCCUCACGCGCAAUGAGGACGUGCUCUUCUCGUCACGGCAGGGCGGCUUCCCCAAGUUCCCGAUGCCGGAUUACGCGCCGGAUUUCAGCUGCGGCCUUCGGAAGACGCCCAAGAUAGUGGGUGGGAGCGUGUCUUCGUACGGGAUCCAUCCGUGCAGGCCGAGAUCGAAGUCUACAAACGGGGCGACGGUUUCGUGCACCACUGCGGCGGCGCCAUCAUCUCCCCGCUGCACGUGCUGACCGCCGCCCACUGCUUCCAGAACCAUCGGCUCUCCAUGGCUGACUAUCGCGUCAAGGUUGGUGACUACGACCUCGAGCGCCAGGACGAAGAUGAACAGAUGUUUGAGAUUGACACGUGGCGAAUCCAUCACAAUUUUAAGCAAGGAAGCCAGUUCAGCAACGACAUGGCAAUCGUGAAGUUGAAGCCUCAGAACGCCAUGGGAAUCCAGAUGUCCCGGUUCGUGACCCCGGCUUGCUUGCCAACUUCGACGACCCUUAUUCGCCGGCACCAAAUGUCAGGUGUCAGGCUGGGGGCUGACUCGUGA